This is a messenger RNA of Oncorhynchus masou masou (cherry salmon), 4186 nucleotides long. Its product is annotated as actin filament-associated protein 1-like 2. Gene Ontology annotation, biological process: positive regulation of interleukin-8 production; regulation of mitotic cell cycle; inflammatory response. NCBI's taxonomy places the organism in Eukaryota, Metazoa, Chordata, Actinopteri, Salmoniformes, Salmonidae. Bases 1669 to 3432 code for a protein of 587 amino acids. Gene Ontology annotation, cellular component: cytosol. Gene Ontology annotation, molecular function: SH3 domain binding; SH2 domain binding. The transcript is spliced from 17 exons. The record is from RefSeq and is a predicted model, not a curated record.
AGGAGAGUUUACCCAAAUACAAAAUUACAUGAAUUUUCUUACCCUGCAAGCAGUCUAUGGACAAUGUAUGACAGCAAUCCAUGCUUUGGUUUUGUUUACCUGGCCACUGUUUCAAAUACUAACUUUGUAGCAUUCGUGGCACAUAUCCAAUGGAAGUCAAUGGGAAAAAUAUUCACGUUUUCACACUUCAUGUCCAAAUCAUCCUAAAGUAUUAAAUAAAAUGAUUUUUGUACCUCAAUUAAGUUACUUAGCAAUGAUUUGGACAUGAAGUGUGAAAAUGCUUAUGUUGACUUUUAUUGGAUUUGUGCCACAAAUGCACAAAAGAAAACAGAUAAACAAAAUCAAGGCGAGCAGUAAUUUUUUAUUUUACUAGGCAAGUCAGUUAAGAACAAAUUCUUAUUUACAAUGACGGCCUAGGAACAGUGGGUUAACUGCCUGUUCAGGGGCAGAACAACAGAUUUGUUCCUUGUCAGCUCAGGAGUUUGAACUUGCAACCUUCUGGUUACUAGUCCAGCGCUCUAACCACUAGGCUACCCUGCCGCCCCAACCCAAAUGCUUACAGGAUAAGGAAACCAAUAUGUAAUUUUGUCAUUUGGGUGAACUAUCCAUUUAUCUUUACUUAACACACACAUGCACACGCACACACGCGUCAUGCCCAUAGGGGGCACCUGCCCCCUCAAAUUUGUAAUUAGCCACUAGCCACCUAUACAUUUUAGCCCAGAUAGAUUCCCAAUCUUCCAACCUCAUAACUAGGUACCAAUAAGCCAUUUCAGGCUAUCAAUAAAGUUAGAGUAGAUUGCUUGUCUAACUAUUUUAGCUGGCAAAAGUGGUAGACUUUAGAAAAGCAAUCAAUUACUGAAUGAAUGUACUGAAUAAGCAUAACCUCCCUUUCAAUCUUUUUACCCAGAUUUUAGCAGAGAUGUAGAGAAGCAUAUUCCCCCCCCAAAAAAAUAAAAAUAAUAAUAAUAAUAAAUAAAACAACACCAGUCAAGAGGAUACAGACAGCUCAAGAGGAAUGCUUAGAAAUGUAGAAAAAUACAUAGAUUUUUGACAUAGAAUUAAGCAUCAUGAUUAUCGCUCUAAAAAUUGCAGGGAAAGCUAUUUCAGGUGUUUGAAAAAUGCAAAAUUCUCCAACUUCAGGAUAUCAUCCCCUAGCCAUCCUCACAUACAUUGUGCUCCCUCAGAUUUUGGGGGUGCAUGACCCACCCAUCUCACACACACACAUACACACACACGCCACCUCCCCAGUGGUCCUCCGCCCCUAGUGGUCGCUUUAUGUAGAUUCUUUUGCAAUAGUGAGAAGGGGAGUGACUUUUCUUAUGGUUUUUGCUGGUCUACGAGUUGAGCUGAAGUUUCACUGUUGACUAGACUAGUCUCAUCACCUCAACCUAUAGAACCUCAAGCUAAGAUAUUGUCGUCGGAGAGAACUGUGGCUCAUAUUGGACACAGCUAUGAUAUCGGGGGAAAAAUAAACUUCCCAGGGACGCUUUGAGCAUUUCCAGGGAUGGACAAACAAAAAGCAGGUGACGGAGACUAUUGGCGAGACUGAGCAUAUUGUUGCGAAAGAGGUAUAACCGAACUGAAGAUUUCAACAUGAAGUGAAAGCCAAAGACCAGACCUUCCACUGUGCUGAACCGUCUGAUCACAGAUCUGCACUCCUUCCUGGUGAUGCUGGACAGUGAGAACCUCAGCUACAUCGCUCAGGCCCAAAAGAAGUCUAUCUCAGAGCUGCUGUCCAAGCUGCAAGACACCCCUGUUGAGGAUGCUGAGUAUAUGAUCAUGAGCUGUCCAUCAGGGUCCCCAAGCAAUGAUCUCAGGGAAACCCAGCUGUCAGGCACAGUUGGUCUGUUCCAGUCAGGACCAGACCCGGACUCAGCCGAGGAGACCUUGUCCUCUGCCUCUACCGAAUGGCUACGGAAAGGGAGCCAGGAGCCGGUGGUACCCCCCCAACCUCCAGAAGGUUUAGAUGAGGACUGCUACGAGGAGGCUGAGCCUUUUGUUCCAGACAAUCCCUCCACAGACAAAGGUGACUCAGACAGCAGUCACUACGAGUCAUACGGUGAGGAAGAUGAGGAGUUUGUGAAGGACCGGGCCCACUACAUCCAGUGGAGUGCCUCCCAGACCUGUCUGCGUCCUACUUCUGAGUCACGCAUCUGUGGCUACCUGUGGAGGAAGAAAUGGCUGGGCCAAUGGACCAAACAACUCUUUCUCAUCCGCAACAAUCUGCUGUUGUGCUACAAAUGUGCCAAGGACCUCUACCCGCUGCUGGAGCUCGACCUGCGGGGCUGCCAGGUGGUUUACAAGUCCAAGCACAACAAGAAGAUGCAGCACGAGCUCAAAGUUGUGACUGGUUCCGACACAGUGGUGAUGGGCUUCCAGAGCUGCCACCAGGCGGAGGAAUGGAGGAAGAUCAUUGAGGAGGUGAAGGGCUCCUCCUACUAUGAGCCAGAGUCCCAAAGGUUCUCCUUGUUACUCAAAUGUGACAGACUGGACUCUUGCAGGUCAAGCACAGUCAUUCAGACUUCAGACUCGGAUGAAGAGAAAAUGUUGGCGCUGCCCUCUGCUCCCAGCGGUGUGGAAAUGAAGGAUAAAGGGUUCCUGAAUGUGCUGAUGAACUGCCAGUGGCAGAGCCUGUUGUGCCAGGUACAGGGCGGGGUGCUGAAAAUGUUCCGAGACGAGGGCUGUGAAGAGUGCCCUCAAUACACGGUGCAGCUAAAAGGCUGCCAGGUUCGACCUGGCCCCGACACACCUCAGGCCUACCGCAUCACUGUGGUCCAACACGGAGACCAGGUGGCAGUACUGGAGGCCAGCUGUGCAGAUGAGAAAGAGCAGUGGUUGCAGCUCCUACAGGACGGGAGUGUAAGUCAGGAUCAGGCUGACUCUCUAUAUGACUCAAAGCCUGCUGGAGCCCUCAGUGGUUUGAAGGAGCAAAGGUUCCCAACCUCAAACAUGUACAUAGAUGACCCCUUUCACCAGCACAGUGGAAGCGGCCGCUCACAACCCAUCUACUCCAACACGGCCAUACUGGAGCACAUGUUCCAGAAUUCCCAUAACGUCGCCAGGGGAGACUCAGUGUCAUCAAAGGAUUCAGUCAACUACAGCAACACUGAUAUCUUUAACAAUCACAGUAGGAAAUCGUGUGAGGUGGAGCGGGGGGUUCAGAAACUGGACUUGACUGGGAAGAGAAGGGUACAGCUGAGAGCUGGGUCAGAGAUGAACCUCAUCACUGCAGGGAAGACCGCCAAAUGUACCUCCUUCAGACAGUCUCUGGCCUUCUGUACAGAACGGGCACAGGGUGGGUUUUUUACCCCACUACUGCGAAGGACUGCCUCUGCUAAAAACUCACUGAAAAGAGCCCCUUCUGCCCUAUUUAUUGAGCAUGGCAAGGUGUUUCAGAGAAAGAAGGAGUGGGAGACAAUGCCUUCUACUUAGUACUAUACUAGCUGUUUCGGUAACAAUUAUCUUGUAUACAUUUCCUAUUUUCUACCAAACAUUUUUGUCAUUAGAAAUGUCAUCCAUCUUGAUGAUAAUACAAUACACUAUACUUGGUUCCCCAAUGGCACCCCUUUCUCUAUUUAGCCAAUAAGGGUCUGGUGAAAAGUAGUGCACUAUAUAGGGAAUAUGGUGCCAUUUGCAACAGGCUUGUUUCUCCAUUAAAACAGCUGCAUUAAUAAGAGAGUCCUGUGAAGGUAAUUCAAUUGAAAACCUUGUAAAGCCUAACUCAGGAAUGUCUCUCAGUUUGAGGUGUAACACUUUCAUUGUUUUUCUGUCUUUCAUUUCUUAAAGAACAGUUUGUAUUGUCUAAUUUGUCUCUGUAUGUAUUGCAAUUCAUCAGACUUAACUUUGCACUGUUUUCAUCACUAAUUGAGUUACAAUAAAUACACAUGUUGAAGUCAUGAAAAAGACAUUAUAUAUAGAUAUGAAUUGAAGUCAUGUUCACCGUAUACAGUUCUGUGGUAUAAUUUAAACAUAGUUGCAGAUAUCUUUUUAUAAAGUGUUUUUACCAUGAUAUUUGUACUUAGUAUCACUGAGAUGUUUUACAUUCCUGAAAUAUGUUGUGAUGAUAAUGUGACAUCUAUUGUAAUGUUCCCAUGUUUUUAUUAAUAAAGACUUUGUGUAUUAAAUGUUAGGUUGGCAUACUAUUUGCUGUAAACUGACAACUGUGGUAAUAAAACAGUAAUUAAAA